AUGAUUCCUUCUCGUGGGGAGAACCCUCUUGUCUCAUACUCUGAUACUAUGUUCUAUGCCUUUUACUCUGGGUCGGACGAUCCCUGGGUUCCUGCCGGCGUCAUCCAGCCGGCACAGGCGUUGACUCCGUCUCGCUCGUCCGCGUAUGCCUACAAUCCUGGAUUGCGCGGCUUCCAAGACUUCAGAGGCCCUCCUGUGCCCUCUGAUUGCGAAACCGCUCUGGACUCUGGCUAUGGGGGCAGCCGUACUAUAUACAGCGCCAAUGAGAGCGGCACAUCGGUCAAUGAAGGCGAUGGGUAUACGGAAGGUGGAUUCCACGAUAUCCAGGCGACAGAUCAGCCCAUCGACAUUGGGAGCCUGAACCUCUCUCCCGCAGCAGCUGCCAGUGCGAAACUCCUCCACUGCGACGCCUGUGGGGCUAAUGUCAAGACGAAAUCAGAACUCAAAAAGCAUGAUCACAGGCAUAACAGGCCGUAUAAGUGUGAUUACAAGGAUUGCACCAAGGCUAUUCGGGGAUUCAGCACGACCAACGAUCUCACUAGACACAAGAGAACGGUCCACCGUGAGCAUGAUAGCAAUGCGCCUACCUUCAUCUGUCGCCACUACCCUUGUACCACUAAGAAGGAGAAGCUGUGGCCAAGGGCUGAUAACUUCCGCAGCCAUCUUUAUCGCUCUCACAGUAUAACGAUUAAAGCAGAUGAUGAUCUCAGAGAAUAUCGCUACUACUCAAUACAAACGAGGCCGCAUGAAAUUCGAGAUGGCAGGACAACUGCUGGCAUCCGUUCCGAAUCGCGAUCAGCACUACCCUCUCAUGCGACUCUUUAUACGAGUCGCCAUAGUGACGGCUUCCAGGGAAAAGAAAUCGGGUGGCCAACUACUGAUAGCCUUCAAGACUUUUCAGCCCGCAUUCAUGGUAUAAAUGAAAACGAUUUUGGGCAACACCGUGACCAGCCAGAUGAGGCAGAGUUACAUGCCCUCCGAGGUGUGGGAUCAUCGGUUGCUGAUGUUGAUCCGGAGUCUCGACCGACACAGGUGCAAGAUUCGCCUGAUUUGCGAAGUAGCCAGCUUCCAACGGGCGCAUUAAGCCAGUUACAAAAGGAAUCUUCAAAGCAAAGUCAUCUUUUAUUAACUCGAAGCGGGUGCGACUCGCAAUCGGCGCCAUCAAAUACCCUAGAUGGCCUCAAAUUGCCCUCGGCUCUUGGUCCCCAGUCUCUUGUCAGCGAUGUUGUCGCUGGGACGCCAGUACGUGAGGAUUCUUUGGAAGAAUCCAUGGCGGCGCUCCCUGACGAUGAGCCAGCACAAGAAAGUUUUGGCCAGGAUGAAGGCAACCCAGUCGAGGGCGAAGAUGAAGUGCUUGACCAUCAUGAUCCACUAGCAAUUGAGACCAUGUCGCUCGUUUCAUCUAAUCAGGUGAAAGACAGUGCUCCUCAAAGCGGCAUACCUGAGCUCCAAGAAACAGACAAUGGUCUAGAGAAUGAUUUCAGAGCGUCUACAAAAGAACUUGCCAAGUCGUUCGAUACUGCGAAGCGUCUAAAAAGCAUUCUGUCAGAUAAGGAUGGCUUGGAUAAAGUUCUUUCACUUCUCAAAAAUAUUCCUAGAGGUCUACUAGAGAAAGCACUAAAUCAUGAAGAGCCGCAGCCGCAGCAGAAUGAGAGUGUUGCCCCCAAUGACCAAACAGGGAGCCCGAAAAUGCAAGUAAGGUGUACCAAAUGCCACAAACCAUUCUCACGGGCGUGUGAACUUAGGAAGCACAUGAAACGACAUGAAAAGCCUUAUGGAUGCACUUAUAAAACGUGCCACAAGAUGUUUGGUAGUAAGAAUGAUUGGAAGAGGCACGAGAGUAGCCAGCAUUUUCAGAUGGAAUCCUGGAACUGUGAUGAGCCGCGCUGCGACAAGGUCUUGCCUCGUCGAGAGCUUUUCAAAACUCACCUCCAGCAGGACCAUCAAGAGACAGAUAGCCAGACAAUUGAGAAUAAGCUAGAAAGCUGCAGGCUGGGCCGCCAUUGCGACCCACGCUUCUGGUGCGGGUUUUGCGAUCAAUUUAUUGAGAUCAAAGAAAAGGUGGUCAAUUCGUGGACAAAGAGAUGCGAUCACAUUGAUAAUCAUCUAUUUGGCAAGGAUGGGCUGGCCAAGAAAACCAUGGCUGACUGGUGCUAUCUUGAAGAUAAAUUGGCAGAGGGAGAUUCUGAGUCCAGCAAGAAGCCCAAGGCUGCGGCAACUUUGUCGAGAUCCGUGAAGAAGCGAAAGGCAACAGACGAUUUGGACGUGCGUUCUACAAAGAGAUCCAACGUUCUCUGGAUAUGCUGCGCCUGCAAUCAUUCUGAAAACUACCACGUAAGCAGCCAGUGCAUGAACUGCUGUCACAAGCUUUGCAGUCACUGCAAAAUGGAACAACUUCCGGAUUUUGAACACGAGGCCGAUCUAAUGAGCCAAGAGGUGGAGGAGAGGGUAGACUAGGGAGAAGUGGCGGCAGUUGCCGUCGGCCGAUGAUAAUCUUUUUUUGGAUAUCGGAGUCAAAUUCGGAUUUUUUUUUCCUUCCCUCCCCCCAAGCCUUGCAGAUAGACUGUGAGGGUACCUACAUUAGCUUCCAAAGUAUUACUAUUAUUACUGCCGAGACGAUGCAGUGUGGUUGUGUGGGAUGCGCAGCCUUGUUGAUAAAGUUGUUAUCUUUUGUAUGUGUGUGCGUUGUGUGUUGUUUAGCCAUGCGAAAAAAAAGUCAAUUCA
Trichoderma atroviride IMI 206040 is the source of this 2724-nucleotide messenger RNA. RefSeq lists its product as uncharacterized. Gene Ontology annotation, biological process: regulation of transcription by RNA polymerase II. Gene Ontology annotation, cellular component: chromosome. Gene Ontology annotation, molecular function: chromatin insulator sequence binding. Lineage: Eukaryota; Fungi; Ascomycota; Sordariomycetes; Hypocreales; Hypocreaceae. The record is from RefSeq and is a predicted model, not a curated record.